AAACACUGAAACAGUUAUAAUUUUUUUUUAACCAUCUUAGUUUAAAUAUCUGAGCCGCCCGGUUCAUCCAUUCAAAUCUCUCUCUCACUUACCAAACCCAAACAAAUAUCUAACACCACAAACUCAAAGCAAUAAAGAAUCCUUCUCUCUCUCUCUUUCUUUCUUUCUUCUUUCAGAGAGGAGGAGCAAGAAAGAAGCUUCAAAAGAACAAAGCUUAAGCUUUUUCCCCCGGAAAAUUUGUUCCCCUUUUUCGAAAAACUAAUAAUUCGUAACUUCAUAGCCAACAAGAUCAAUAAAAGGAGGCAACUUAUUUCUUUCAUUCUCUCUUGUAAAGAGUACUUGCUAAACCCUAGCUUUUGUUCUAUAGAGAAUCCAAGAACCAAUCAAUUUUUUAUUUUAUAAAAAGAUGAGCAAUCUUGAAGAAUCUUUGAGAUCUCUAUCGUUGGAUUUCCUGAACCUACUAAUCAACGGUCAAGCUUUCUCCGACGUGACUUUCAGCGUUGAAGGUCGUUUAGUCCACGCUCACCGUUGUAUCCUCGCCGCACGGAGUCUUUUCUUCCGCAAAUUCUUUUGUGGGACAGACUCACCACAACCUGUCACAGGUAUAGACCCGACCCAACAUGGGUCCGUACCCGCUAGCCCAACAAGAGGCUCCACGGCCCCAGCUGGAAUUAUACCAGUGAACUCAGUCGGUUAUGAGGUUUUUCUGUUGCUACUUCAGUUUCUUUAUAGCGGACAAGUCUCCAUCGUGCCGCAGAAACACGAGCCUAGACCUAAUUGUGGCGAGAGAGGAUGUUGGCACACUCAUUGCUCAGCCGCCGUUGAUCUUGCUCUUGAUACUCUCGCCGCCUCUCGUUACUUCGGCGUCGAGCAGCUCGCAUUGCUCACCCAGAAACAAUUGGCAAGCAUGGUGGAGAAAGCCUCUAUCGAAGAUGUGAUGAAAGUUUUAAUAGCAUCAAGAAAGCAAGACAUGCAUCAAUUAUGGACCACCUGCUCUCACUUAGUUGCUAAAUCAGGUCUCCCACCAGAGAUUCUUGCCAAGCAUCUCCCUAUUGACGUCGUCACCAAAAUAGAAGAGCUUCGUCUUAAAUCUUCUAUAGCUCGCCGUUCUCUAAUGCCUCACAACCACCACCAUGAUCUCAGCGUGGCUCAAGACCUAGAAGAUCAAAAGAUUAGAAGGAUGAGACGAGCUUUGGAUUCAUCAGACGUGGAACUAGUGAAGCUGAUGGUAAUGGGAGAAGGACUCAAUCUUGAUGAGUCGUUAGCAUUGCAUUACGCUGUUGAAAGCUGUAGUAGAGAAGUUGUGAAGGCUUUGCUUGAGCUUGGAGCUGCCGAUGUGAAUUAUCCGGCGGGUCCGGCAGGGAAAACACCUUUGCACAUCGCGGCUGAGAUGGUCUCUCCAGACAUGGUGGCUGUUCUGUUAGACCACCAUGCUGAUCCUAAUGUGAGGACAGUUGGUGGAAUCACGCCUCUUGAUAUCCUUAGAACAUUAACUUCGGAUUUCUUGUUCAAGGGGGCAGUUCCUGGAUUGACUCACAUUGAACCGAAUAAACUUAGGCUUUGCCUCGAGCUUGUUCAAUCCGCUGCAAUGGUGAUAUCUCGAGAAGAAGGAAACAAUAGCAACAACCAAAACAAUGAUAACAAUACCGGGAUUUACCCUCAUAUGAAUGAGGAGCACAAUAGUGGAAGCAGUGGAGGGAGCAAUAACAAUUUGGAUUCAAGAUUGGUUUAUCUCAAUCUUGGAGCAGGUACGGGUCAGAUGGGUCCAGGUCGAGAUCAAGGGGAUGACCAUAACAGUCAGAGGGAAGGUAUGAGUCGGCAUCAUCAUCAUCAUCAAGACCCAUCUACAAUGUAUCAUCACCAUCAUCAACAUCACUUCUAGUUCUCUAUAUUGGUCUCUAUAUCUCAACCAUAUAAGACUCAAAAUAAAUUUAUUAAUUUAGUUCUUAUAUCUUCUAUAUUUAUUUCUGUAUAUGGAAAUUAAUGAGGACAUAUAAGGAGAGUAUUAAGAAGAGGGGCAUGCAGGAAUUUAAGAUCAUGCAUCCGUUAUAUAAUUAUAGACUAGGUUUAUUUAAAUUAGUUGCUCUAGCUAUCGCUCAUCGUUGUACUAAUUAAUCAUUUGAUUAACUUUGCCAUCGAUUAAUAUCUUAUCUUUAUACCCUAAUUUCUUCCUA
This is a messenger RNA of Arabidopsis thaliana (thale cress), 2174 nucleotides long. It is a transcript of the gene BOP2, whose product is annotated as Ankyrin repeat family protein / BTB/POZ domain-containing protein. The transcript has 2 exons. Gene Ontology annotation, cellular component: cytoplasm; nucleus. Lineage: Eukaryota; Viridiplantae; Streptophyta; Magnoliopsida; Brassicales; Brassicaceae. The record is from RefSeq and is marked reviewed. Bases 407 to 1882 code for a protein of 491 amino acids. Gene Ontology annotation, biological process: plant organ development; induced systemic resistance, jasmonic acid mediated signaling pathway; polarity specification of adaxial/abaxial axis.